This is a messenger RNA of Colletotrichum acutatum, 1690 nucleotides long. RefSeq lists its product as uncharacterized. Lineage: Eukaryota; Fungi; Ascomycota; Sordariomycetes; Glomerellales; Glomerellaceae. Gene Ontology annotation, biological process: protein phosphorylation. The transcript is spliced from 2 exons. The record is from RefSeq and is a predicted model, not a curated record. Bases 96 to 1481 code for a protein of 461 amino acids. Gene Ontology annotation, molecular function: protein kinase activity; ATP binding.
ACCUUUUCUCAAAAAUGUCAAGAGUUCGCCAUGAUCCUAACAUCUCCAUACCCAUCGAGUGACAUAUUUCAAUUUGAUACUCCAAGCGGUCCAACAUGUCAGCAUCAACAGCCGAAAAGGCGGACCCAGACCACCCGCAGCCGCCAUUCCAGCUCAUCAAGCGAGUCGAGAAGAACAUCUGGAUCACCCGGCGCAAUGCCCAGCACGCGGGCUACGCCGACGGCGAAGAGUUCAUCGCGCGCAAAGUGGACGACUUUGACGAGUACUACGACGCCGGCAAGUACUCGAUGAGCUUCACGACCAGGAAGCAGCGCCAGGUCAAGGGCCUCAUGGACCUCCUCUACACGCACAACAUGGGCCGCACCGUCUCCCACGUCCUCAACCACGAGAAUAUCAUCUCCCUCGCGGGGUAUCUCCGCCAGCAACCCCUGGACCCGCGCGCGGAGAAGCAGGCCACGGAGGAUUAUUUGGUUUGGGAUAUUUGCGACGCCGGCACGCUCGAGAUCCUCUUUGCGGACCACCGGCACGCGGAGCACGAGCCGGGGUGUUUCUUGCCCGAGUCGCUCUGCUGGCAUGUUCUUACCUCUGUGAUUCGUACGCUUGUUUGGCUGCAUGAUGGGUAUCGGCAGGAGGUGGACUGGACGACUGGUGAGAAGUCGUGGGCGGCGACGGAUACGGAGUGGAUGCCCAUCUUGCACCGCGGUAUUGAAGCGCAGUCCAUCUUUUUCCAGCACUCGCGGGGCAAAGAGACGUACGGCGUGUGUAAGCUGGGCAAGUUUGGCCAGGCUUUCGUGUCGGGUGUUCCGGCGCGGCGGGAGGGGGCGCUGGAGAGGGAGGAGCCGCUUCCGCAUAGUGUCGGGUUUCCUGUUGCGCCCAAGACGGGGCAUAUGCGUCUUACAGAGAUGAUUGGGCAAUGGAAGGAAUAUAAGGAUACGGGGAGGAAGAGUAAACGCCUCUACACGCUCAGCGAUGAACACUGGGCCCUCGGCGCCGUCCUCUUCCGCAUGAUGACCGGCCGGCCCCUCCCCAGCCUGGACGGGUGCCAGACGUGCCAGUGCAUCCACAUCCGGCGGUGCGCAAAGAUGGGUUGCAUCUACGACGACGAGACGCACAAGGGCAGCCGCGGAUGCUUGCACGAGAACUUCCCGGGGUGUCAGUGCGUUGUGCCGUCUGGGUCGGCGCCGAACGCACGUGCGGGGCCCGGUCCGGCGUGCGGUGGGGCCGCUGCGGAUGUUCAUCUCGACGAGGUGCUGCACCGGUCCGGGUACUCGCGGUUCCUGAAGGUUGCGGUGCGGACGCUGUUGGAGUAUGACCUCGAGAUACCGGCUGUGCAAACGAGGGGGUUGGCGGAGGAGAUGGAGAGGUUGUAUAAGGAGUGGAGGUGCGAGACGGAGGAAGGGAGGGAGUAUGCUGAUGUGAUGGAUGAUCUUGGAUACCGAUUCAUGGUGUUGAAUAAGAUGUCUGGUGAGAUUUUGGACUAAUGGUAGCAGUUUCUUGUAGGUGUUUGGUGUUUGAGGGUUUUCCGUCAAGCACAUCGGGGGUAGAAAUGUCACCAACUCACCCCGAGAGUGUGCUUCUAUGAGCUAUGUUAUGGUCAUAGCACCUGAAUGAGUAAAAGCUUCUCAAGCUAGUUGACCAAGGUAGUUUGCAUUUGUCUAUCAUAGUUCAUCCAAUUUAUCUAUGAAAUCAC